Messenger RNA from Linum tenue, 2441 nucleotides. NCBI's taxonomy places the organism in Eukaryota, Viridiplantae, Streptophyta, Magnoliopsida, Malpighiales, Linaceae. The record is from the annotation of a GenBank genome assembly.
CUCUUCCCAGUUCUCGUCUCGCAUGCCCUUUCUUCCUCCGACCGCCGCGGUUUCUCCCCUUCCCGUCCGUCAUUCCUUUGCCGCCGUUACUUGCCUCCCCAUCCAGAGGGCUCCGUUUUCCUGUCUUUUGACCGCGCUAGUUCUCUCCUGAAGAAGGGCAUUCUCAGCAGACUGAAAGCUGAACCAGGUCUAUACAUCACCAAUUCUGAGCUUCGGAACUGCCUUUUCCUUAGAAGCUACAAUUACUGCUGUUGAUAGCGUAAGGCCUGUUUUCUAUUGCUUGAAAUCGAGAUUUUUCUUUCAAAUAACGUCUGCUUGGCGGUCAGCUGACUUCACGUUUUCCCGUCGUGUUCCUAUUCGAAGUUUUAUUUCUUUGAAAUUGAUAUUCUAAAAAUGUUUGUCUGCUUGUCUAGGCGGACUUGCGCGCUAUGUGUUCGACGAAUUGCCCCACUGAAAGUUGUGUCCUCAUUUCUUGAUUGUUGGUUUUCCUAAUCGUUCUCUGGCUGGAAUUCUGUAAAAAUUGCAGAACGUUUGCUUUCAUCUGCUGAAAACAUUGCCUGUCAACUGAUAAUAGCUGCUAGGUGGGUGAACUUUCUCCGCUGCUGGAUGCCCCACUAAUCGUCUGUGACUCUAUCCUUCCAUUUGCCAUCAUCUCCUCCAUCACCAUUAACGUAGUUCGGAGAUGCUGUCUUCAGCAAUUUCCCGCCUCAAUUUCCUUCCGAAGCCCUCUAUCGCUAUUUUAUCUCACGAAGGCUUCAAACACUGCGAGCAGCGGUUGUGGAAUCUAAAUUGCUCUCUCCUUUACUCGCGCUCCUGCGUUGCUUCCACUCCCCGUGUUUCCUCCUCCUGUGCACCCACUCGGGCGUCUAAAGACGACUUGGUUGUUCUCGGCAUUGAGACUAGCUGUGAUGACACUGCAGUCGCUGUUGUUAGAAGCAACGGCGAAAUCCUGAGCCAAGUUAUAUCUUCUCAGUCAGAGUUGCUUGCUCGAUAUGGAGGUGUUGCUCCCAAAAUGGCGGAAGAAGCUCAUUCCCUGGUGAUUGAUCAGGUUGUGGAGGAAGCACUUGAUAAAGCUAAUCUUACUGCAAACAAUCUAUCUGCAGUUGCUGUUACCAUUGGUCCUGGUUUGAGCCUUUGUCUACGCGUUGGUGUGCGGAAAGCUCGUAAACUUGCUGGUGCAUUCAACCUACCGAUCAUUGGUGUCCAUCAUAUGGAGGCUCAUGCUCUUGUAGCCAGGAUCAUUGAGCACGAUUUGCAUUUUCCUUUCUUGGCCUUGCUUAUUUCAGGAGGGCAUAACCUGCUUGUUCUUGCACGCGAUCUUGGCCACUAUAUACAACUUGGGACCACAAUAGAUGAUGCAAUUGGAGAGGCCUAUGAUAAGACUGCAAAAUGGCUUGCUCUCGAUUUGAGGAAGAGCGGAGGACCAGCUUUGGAAGAACUUGCUAAAGAGGGGAAUGCUCAAGCUGUUAAAUUUUCGACACCAAUGAAGCAACAUAAGGACUGCAACUUCUCAUAUGCUGGUCUGAAGACUCAAGUCAGGCUGGCUAUUGAAUCCAGAAAUAUAAAUCCUGAGAUUCCAAUUUCUGCCGCUAGUAUUCAAGAAAGAAGCUCCCGUGCUGAUAUAGCAGCAUCUUUCCAGCGAAUAGCAGUAUUACAUUUAGAGGAAAGGUGUGAACGGGCAAUAGACUGGGCAAGGAAGAUUGAUCCCUCAAUAAAACAUCUGGUGGUCUCUGGAGGGGUUGCCUCAAACAAGUAUGUUAGGUCUCGACUUUACACAGUAGUCGAGAAAAACGACCUGAAACUUGUAUGCCCUCCUCCUAACCUUUGCACCGAUAACGGUGUAAUGGUGGCUUGGACUGGAAUUGAGCACUUCCGCAUGGGAAGAUUUGAUCCGCCACCACCUGCUGAUGAACCUGAAGAUUUCGUGUAUGAUCUGCGGCCAAGGUGGCCGCUGGGGGAAGAGUAUGCCGAAGGAAGAAGUGAAGCACGCUCUCGUAGAACAGCUCGGAUUCAUCCAUCUCUGACUUCUAUAAUUCAAGGCUCGCUUCGACAGCAGUAAUACCCGCUAAGAAGAGCAGCCUUUUACCUGAUCUGGCUUAGGAGCUGCCGUUGCUUGUAUUUUAAGGUCAUUUGCCUUCUCUAGCAGCAUCCAACACCUGCAAACUGAAUGAAAUUUGGAGCUUCUUCAUCAAGUCGACACAAGGAAUCCGAGCAAACCGUACAUCGGUACAUGUGUAACAUAUAUAUGUAAUUUAUGGGUCGUUUGGAAUCCAUAUUUGAAAGUGGUAUUUGCGGUUGAAAAAGAAACUGAGCAAUUGAGGGUGUUAUUCUUCAAAUACCACAAAUAUGUUAUUCUCCAAACACUAGGGGAGGACUAGUAUUUGUGAAAUACCAUAGGAUAGUAUUUCACUGUUUCUUUUUCUUAAUUCAAUAAUUCAUAU